This is a messenger RNA of Gastrolobium bilobum, 1621 nucleotides long. Its product is annotated as amino acid permease 6. Bases 173 to 1621 code for a protein of 482 amino acids. The record is from RefSeq and is a predicted model, not a curated record. NCBI's taxonomy places the organism in Eukaryota, Viridiplantae, Streptophyta, Magnoliopsida, Fabales, Fabaceae. The transcript has 7 exons. Gene Ontology annotation, cellular component: plasma membrane.
CUUUUUUCUCACAAACUAUCAUGCUUUCUCUCUUUUUCCUAUAGUACUCACCAAACACUUCCCCUAUAACUACAACCUCUCGCAACCCAUACCAAACACACCAAGUUCCAUCAGAGAAACACAAAACUCCCUUUCUCUUUCUUUGCAUUUGUUCCUCCACCCCCGACAAGAGAUGAAUUCUGAUCAGUUUCAGAAGAACAGCAUGUACAUAGAAACCCCUGAAGCUUUUGGCGAUGGUGGCAAAAACUUAGACGACGAUGGACGCAUCAAAAGAACUGGUACAUGGGUGACUGCGAGUGCUCAUAUCAUAACGGCAGUGAUAGGGUCAGGAGUGCUAUCACUUGCAUGGGCAAUUGCACAAAUGGGUUGGGUGGCUGGCCCUGCUGUUCUCCUUGCCUUCUCUUUCAUCACAUACUUCACCUCCACUCUUCUCGCCGAUUGUUAUCGUUCACCUGACCCUGUUCAUGGCAAGAGAAACUACACCUAUUCCAAUGUUGUCAGAUCUGUCUUAGGAGGGAGAAAAUUUCAGCUGUGUGGAUUGGCACAAUAUAUAAAUCUUGUCGGUGUAACCAUCGGCUACACAAUAACUGCUUCAAUUAGUAUGGUGGCGGUGAAAAGGUCUAACUGUUUUCACAAACAUGGCCAUCAAGAUAAGUGCAAUAUAUCAAACUACCCUUUCAUGAUAAUCUUUGCUUGCAUUCAAAUUGUCCUUAGCCAGAUACCAAACUUCCAUAAGCUCUCGUGGCUCUCCAUUGUUGCGGCCAUUAUGUCUUUUGCUUAUUCUUCCAUAGGCCUCGGGCUCUCCGUAGCUAAAGUAGCAGGUGGGGGUGGACAUGCACGGACAUCCUUAACGGGGGUGCAAGUUGGGGUGGACGUUACGGGAUCUGAAAAAGUUUGGAGGACGUUUCAGGCUAUUGGUGACAUUGCCUUUGCUUAUGCUUAUUCUAAUGUUCUCAUCGAGAUACAGGAUACACUGAAAUCAAGCCCUCCAGAGAACAAAGUCAUGAAAAGAGCAAGUUUGAUCGGCAUCUUGACCACAACCAUGUUUUAUAUGCUAUGUGGCUGCCUAGGUUAUGCAGCAUUCGGAAACGAUGCACCAGGAAAUUUCCUCACAGGGUUCGGCUUUUACGAGCCCUUCUGGCUAAUAGACUUUGCCAACGUCUGCAUAGCCGUGCACUUAAUUGGUGCAUAUCAGGUCUUCUGCCAGCCCAUAUUUGGUUUCGUAGAGAGAUGGAGUAAAGAAAGAUGGUCUGAAAGCCAAUUUGUAAAUGGAGAGCACGCUGUGAACAUUCCGCUAUGUGGAACUUACAAUGUGAACAUUUUCAGGGUGGUGUGGAGAACCACAUAUGUUAUCAUCACUGCUUUGGUAGCUAUGAUCUUUCCAUUCUUCAAUGACUUCCUGGGCCUGAUUGGUUCAUUGUCCUUUUGGCCAUUAACGGUUUACUUCCCCGUAGAGAUGUACAUUAAGCAGUCCAAGAUGCAAAGAUUUUCCUUCACGUGGACAUGGCUCAAGAUAUUGAGCUGGGCCUGCUUGAUCGUUUCUAUUAUCUCAGCUGUCGGCUCCAUCCAAGGCCUCACUCAAGAUCUCAAGAAAUUCCAGCCCUUCAAAACUCAGCAAUAA